GAGGCGCUCGUGGACCGCGCCACGCAGGCGAUCGUUUUCAAGGAUAUGGACAUUAGCCAGAACACGUUCUCGGUUGAGCAGUUCGGCCGCAUCUUUAAAGCUCUCUCAAAGCCUCUCGUGUCCAUCCAGAUACUGAGACUUUUUGGUUCGGCAACGUUGGAUGACAAAGUGUGCGGUCUGAUGGCUGCCUGGCUCGUGGGUGCAGCUGCCCUGAUCGAGCUACAUCUCAGUGACUGUGCAACCCGAGG
This is a messenger RNA of Prorocentrum cordatum, 248 nucleotides long. The record is from the annotation of a GenBank genome assembly. Lineage: Eukaryota; Dinophyceae; Prorocentrales; Prorocentraceae.